AUGGCAGGCAAUCUACUCUUCCAGUCGCUCAGCUUGCUUGUCGCUGCCAUUGCCAUUGGGUGGGCUUGUAUCUCAUUCAAUCUAGCACCGUUCGAAUGGCUGCAUGUGAGGGAAUAUGGCAUCAAUGCGAACGCAUCACGUCCGCAAACCUACGUUCUUUCCGAGGACCCGGUUGUCGUCUACGUGAAGGACUUUAUCAAUACACAGGAAGCAGCUCACCUGGUGCAACUAGCCAACGGCCGAUUCGCCCCAUCGCCCAUGUGGGAUAAUGACGGAAAACCGCACAUCGACAAAGCAUACCGACUCUCCAUGACAGCAAAACUAGACCGGAGCGACGAAACCAUCAAACGAAUCGAAGAGCGCGCAACGUCCUUCCCAUUCUACAAACGAUUCGGUGAUUUUAUGCCCAUUGUAGUACAGAAUUACGGCAUCUCUGGCCAGUACCGCGAUCACUACGACUGGUUUGACGAUGCGCACGCCGUCGGAGGGAAUAUCGCUUCUACAUUCUUCGUUUAUAUACAGGCGAACUGUACGGGGGGAGGGACCAACUUUGCGCGGCUUACUCCACCGGAUGAUGAGAGUUGGUGUGAGUUUAUUGAUUGCGACCGACCGUUCGAUGAAGGGGUUACGUUCAAACCGAUUCUUGGGAAUGCUAUCUAUUGGGAGAAUCUUCACGAUGACGAUGCAGGACAUAAAAUGACUUUGCACGCUGGAAUGCCGGUGACAACGGGCAAUAAAAUGGGAAUGAAUAUGUGGACUUGGAAGGUUGCUUGA
This is a messenger RNA of Talaromyces marneffei, 774 nucleotides long. RefSeq lists its product as uncharacterized. The record is from RefSeq and is a predicted model, not a curated record. Gene Ontology annotation, cellular component: endoplasmic reticulum. Gene Ontology annotation, biological process: peptidyl-proline hydroxylation to 4-hydroxy-L-proline. Gene Ontology annotation, molecular function: iron ion binding; procollagen-proline 4-dioxygenase activity; L-ascorbic acid binding. Lineage: Eukaryota; Fungi; Ascomycota; Eurotiomycetes; Eurotiales; Trichocomaceae. The coding region runs from base 1 to 774 and encodes 257 amino acids. The transcript is spliced from 2 exons.